Molecule: messenger RNA, 1044 nt
Organism: Mizuhopecten yessoensis (Yesso scallop)
Lineage: Eukaryota; Metazoa; Mollusca; Bivalvia; Pectinida; Pectinidae
Product: interferon alpha-inducible protein 27, mitochondrial-like
Exons: 1
Coding region: 31-297 (88 amino acids)
Biological process (GO): apoptotic signaling pathway
Cellular component (GO): mitochondrion; membrane
Source: RefSeq, a predicted model, not a curated record
AGCAUAUUCUUUGGUUGCAGAGUAAACAAGAUGGACAUUAUUACAAUGGGUGUUGUUGCCGUGGGAACAGUGGUGGCAGUCCCUGUCAUCAUCAGUGCCGUUGGAUUUACAACGGCCGGUAUUGCCGCAGGCUCUCUUGCGGCCAAAGCGAUGGCAGCCUCAGCAGUGGCCAAUGGAGGUGGUGUGGCUGCUGGCAGUGUUGUGGCCGUCCUGCAGUCUGUCGGAGCAGCUGGUAUUGGCGCUGCCGCCAGCGUGGUCGUAGGGGGCGCUGCUGCCGCAAUCUUCGCGUUGUUCUAGUAAUCGUUGUUCAUAGGCGACGCUACUGUCUUUUUUUGAUUUCCAACAUAUUAAAAAAUUUUCUAAGAACUUACCAUUCAAAAGGAUUAUAUCUGUCAUAAACACUAAUAACAAAAAGCUGCACGUGAUUGUGUUCCUUGAAAAUGACUUGAAAGUGACUUGGCUGUUUCAUAUUAUUUAAUUGUCUUUCUUCUCUUUUUUCAGAUUUCAACUAAAUUCCUCUUUUUCUGUGACAUUUGUAUAACAGACAGCAACUGUCUAAAAUGCUCUUUUACUAGUUUUAUCUAGUUUUAUACUAGUCCUGACAUUUGCUGUGAUAACUUUGUGUAUCUGUAUUUUAGCAUCCUGAUUUUGUGUUAGAGUGUAUAAAGAAAUUUUCAUAACUGUUAUCUAAAAAUGUACCCGAACAUUGUAAACAGUGAAAAGCCGAACAAAAUUUAUGAAAUAUGAAAUGUGUAGACAAAACUGUUUCGACUUUUUCAUUGAAGAGUUUAAUUGUAAAAAUAGAAAAAAACCAUGAAUUUUAAAAAAGACUUUUCCUAUACAUGAAGGCUUUUUACAUACUAUACCUGAAUUUUCUGUAAUAACAAACUGAACUGUUGCCAGAAAUUGUGGCUUCCUAUUAUAAUUAAUAGGAAAAGUAUAUAAAAUUAUACAUGCAACUUAAAAACAGGAUUAUUUUCAGUAUUUAUAGAGAUUAGCUCCAGACUAUUUAGUUGCAUAAAUAAAGUUAAGUUCCUGCUUGAA